AUCUCUCAGUCAUGGCUGGCGCCUCCCGCAUCCAUGGGCGAUAAGAUACCGGUGUCGGCUCAGGACAGCACGGCCGAGCUGCUGACGCCGCUCGACCUCGGCUCGCGGCCCAAUGGCGAGGCUGAGGUGCGACUGGCCGGCCGCCAUCACAGGCGCGGUGGCCGGUGCUGGUACCGACUCAGCGUACUCGAGAAGAUCCUUCUGCUGGUGGUAGUACUGCUGCUGCUGGGAUGCACCGCCCUCCUACUAAACCUAGCACUCGUUCUUUCCCGCGAACGGUCGAUGCUAGAGCGGGCGCUAAGCGCAGGAUCAGUCUCAAAAUCUUCUGCCGUCAACUCCAAGCCCAACUCCAACUCCGACCCCAGCCCGGAGCCGGAGCGAUGUCUGACUCCUACGUGUCUGCGCGUGGCCUCGCGCGUGCUGGACCGGAUGGACCUGACUGCCGAGCCGUGCACGGACUUUUACCAGUACGCGUGCGGCCGGUACGUGCGCACCCACGCCGUACCCAGCGACGCCUUCUCCAGCUCCAGCCUACAGCAGAUGCAGGAGCAGAUGCUGGUCGACAUCAAAAAGCUCAUUGAAGACCAUGAAGUAUCAGAAGACAUACCAGCUAUCAAGAAGGUGGAGAAGCUUUACUACUCUUGCGUCAACAUCAGCAAGGACCCAGCCACGGAUCUGGAACUGACCCGGGCCGUGGUCGGGGUGGAGCUGGCCCGGCUGGGUGGCUGGCCGCUGAUCGACCCCGACUGGGAGGCGGAGCGGUUCAACCUGACCGACCUCAUCACCCGGCUGCACAGUGUCAAGGUCUACAGUCUCCUCGAGGUGCACGUCAACUCGGACUCGCGCGACACGUCCACCUACAUCAUGCAGCUGUUCAAGGGUUCGCCGCUGAUUGAAGAGGACUACCUGCUGAACAAGACGGACGCCCACGCGCGUCGGAACCUGGCCGCCUACCGCCAGCUGCUGAAGGACACUCUGGCGGUACUGGCCGACCCCUCGUCCGACACCGACCAGCAGGCCAAGGAGAUGAUCGACUUCGAGAUCGAGUUCGCCAAGCUGCUGAGUCAGACCUCGUGUGAAGACUCCUCGGUGCUGCUGAACACCACUGACUCAGACGUCCAGCUGGCGGAGCAGAGUCGACUGACUCUGCAGGAGCUCACCGAGCUCACACCCUACUUUGACUGGUCGGCGAUGCUGCAAAACUUUCUAGCGGUGAACAACAUCAGUCACGACAUGCAGAUCGUCGCCGUAGACUGCAAGCCGUUCGUCCAGGCGGUCUCGAAGUUCGUCAACAGCAGUCCAAAACGAGUGGUAGCCAAUUACCUGGUUUGGCGCUUUAUGUUCAAGAACAUUCGCUUCAUGGGCCAGCAGCUGCACGAGAUUUGGCAGGAUUUCCGAAAACAGGUCCCUAAUCUAUACGAAGAGCGGGUCUAUUCGGUAAGAUGGAAGGGAUGCGCGGAAUUGGUGGAGAAAGGUCUGGGAAACGUCCUCUCCUACAUGUACAUCCAGCAUUACGAUAAACACGGAAUUAAAGCCAAGGUGGAAGAGAUGAUCCAUCAUGUCAAACAAGCUUUCCGGGAGAGCCUUCUUAGCGAAGACUGGAUUGAAGCAGACAUGAAAGCAGCGCUAGUCAAAAAGCUAGACAUGAUGGGUCAGAAGAUUGCGUACCCCAACUCCGUGCUGAACAUUACUGCUCUCAAUGAGGAGCUGGCCGAUCUGCAUUUCGACGACCAGCACCUACUGAAUAACGUGCUGCGACUGCGGAACCACGAGGUGCUUCAAGACCUGCAGAAGCUGCUGCGGCCGGUGGACAAGGACAGAGAUUGGGUUGUUAGCCCAUUGCAAGUAAAUGCAUUUUAUUCGCCCAUGCACAACGAAAUAUUGUUUCCACUCGGCUUUCUGCAAGAGCCGUUCUUUGGCUUGGAUUAUCCAGCCCUGGCCAACUUUGCUAACGUGGGUGUGGUCAUCGGGCACGAGCUAACGCAUGGGUUCGACAACCACGGUCGUCGCCACAACUGGGGAGGAAACGUGACCAACUGGUGGUCAGAGAAGCUGCUGACAGACUUCACCAGGCGCGCCAUGUGCAUCGUCAAACAGUACUCCAAAUAUAAACUGGAUGUCGUCGGCAAAAACGUGGACGGUAACAAGACGGUGGGUGAAAAUAUGUGUGACGGAUCCGGUCUGAAGCAGGCCUUCAACGCGUGGCGGAUGUAUCGACAGGGCCAUCCAAUGGAACCCAGCCUGCCCGGCCUGAACAUGACCGACGAGAAACUCUUCUUCGUAUUCUACGGGCAGAUCUGGUGCGAGGUGGUGAGUCGCGAGGGCUGGGAGAAGUACGCUGUCGACCCGCACAGCCCGGGUCGGUACCGGGUGAGCGGCGUCCUGCAGAAUUCACGCCAGUUCGCCGAGACCUUCAAAUGCCCGGUCGGAUCACCAAUGAACCCACUAGAGAAAUGCGAUGUCUGGACCUAAAGAACCAGUCGCUGUCUCCCCACUAGCAGUUGGAGGGGCCCUCCGGGACGUCAUCUCUGUAUAAGGAAUGGAUUUUUAUGCGUUUCCGCGGAAUAGCGUUAGACAAAAGAAAGGAGACAUGUUCUUUUUUUCUUAAUGAGGUGAGCUGCUUAUUUUUGACGCUUUCCAAACUACGGUUCGUCUAAUGGCUUUGACUGCUAUUUGUCGUUAAAGUCAACGUACUUGAUUCAUUACAAUCGAAGAUGGAUGCACAAAUAGAAUGCCAAAAUGAUGGGCGAUGAAGUCCUCAUAAGCGCACAAAGGAGGCAUCGCAGGUGUGUGCGACCGCGUGUGUGCUCUAUUCACUCUCAGAUCUCUAACGUGACCUCUUCUGCGCUCGAAGUACAACUGGCAGCAGGAUGUCACACGUAUAGUCAAUGAAUUGUAGGUUGCUAGUGAUGAUUGGCAGGGGAAUUUUAUUCUCCGCAUUUGUUGCAGUGGGUGAGUGCAGGCGCUUUGCUAGGUGAGAGGAACGUAUGCGUGAGUGUAAAUGUGCCAGAUAUUUCACCAGUUCUUACAGAGUCGGCAGGCCGCUCUCAUCUCUACUCUGUCUGUAUACUUCUGCUCUUCUUGUGUGGUCAUCAACCGGCCAGAGAGUAAAGUCCAUAAGAAUGUGCGUUCCUUGUGUCCGAUGAAUUUCAUGGAAAUAUGGUUAUUUCAUGUAGCUAUAAUAAGGAGUAACAUACAAGUAGUUUAUAUUGUAAGCAGUAUUAUAUAUUAUAUAAGUUAUUAUAAGCAGUUUCACCAGGAUGACCAAUUAUAUUUUCAACCUUUGAAAUAUCUCACCGUCUCAUAAAACAUGACACAAAGACAACUUCUCAAACUAAGCCAUCUCAUGUUAUGAUAUGUUAUAGCACAGGGAAAGAAAUAUAAGAGUAAAGGCUGUUAAACAAGAGUAACGUAUGGUGCAUUAUUUCUCUUCUGAGCGUUGAAACACAACUUUUCAUGUUGUAACUGGUGUAAGUAUAUCAAAACUUUUAAUGAGAUUCAACAUCAACUUCAGUUCAUUCAUUCUGUU
This is a messenger RNA of Amphibalanus amphitrite, 3529 nucleotides long. RefSeq names its product neprilysin-2-like. Gene Ontology annotation, biological process: protein processing. Gene Ontology annotation, cellular component: plasma membrane. NCBI's taxonomy places the organism in Eukaryota, Metazoa, Arthropoda, Thecostraca, Balanomorpha, Balanidae. The coding region runs from base 34 to 2472 and encodes 812 amino acids. Gene Ontology annotation, molecular function: metalloendopeptidase activity. The record is from RefSeq and is a predicted model, not a curated record. The transcript has 19 exons.